Messenger RNA from Metschnikowia bicuspidata var. bicuspidata NRRL YB-4993, 1473 nucleotides. RefSeq lists its product as uncharacterized. Gene Ontology annotation, molecular function: transmembrane transporter activity. Bases 1 to 1473 code for a protein of 490 amino acids. Gene Ontology annotation, cellular component: membrane. The record is from RefSeq and is a predicted model, not a curated record. Lineage: Eukaryota; Fungi; Ascomycota; Pichiomycetes; Serinales; Metschnikowiaceae. The transcript has 2 exons. Gene Ontology annotation, biological process: transmembrane transport.
AUGGAUCCAAGGCCCCUGAUAUUGAAGUCUCCCUUCCAGGAGGUAUGUUUCCAGUUCACCAUAUGCAUGGCCCAGUUCUUGGCCCAGGGCUCCAUUGCCAUGUCAUUGAGCACAAUGAAUAUUAUCUCGGACUCGUUCAGUGAAUUGCAGGGCAAGCAGAUCCCAAGCUCGCAGACCGUCUGGUUCAUGGGCUCCUUUGCCUUGACGCUUGGCACGUUCAUCUUGAUAUCGGGCCGAUUGGGCGAUCUUUUCGGCUUGCGCAGAAUGCUUUUGUUCGGCUGGUUCUGGGCCGCCCUAUGGUGUGUCGUCACCGGGCUUUCGUACUAUAGCAAAUCCACCAUAUUCUUCAUCACGUGCCGUGCGUUCCAAGGGGUUGGUUUUGCGUUUAUCUUGCCUUGUGCCAUGGGCAUCUUGGGCACGGUGUACCCGCCCGGAAAAAGAAAGAACCUCGCGUUUGCUUUCGUCGGGGCCUCUGCUCCCGUGGGCGCCACCAUUGGCGUUUUAAUGGCAGGCGUGGUUGCCCAGCUUGUAUGGUGGUGCUGGGCGUUCUGGUUGUUGGGGAUCGCCUGUGCUUUGCUAGGCGUGUUGUCCAUGAUUGUCAUUCCCGGCCCGUUCAAGCACCAUGACUACACGCUCCGGCAGGCGUUCGAGAAGUUCGAUCUCUUGGGGUCGGCGGUCGGAAUCUGUGGUCUUAUCUUGUUCAACUUCGUGUGGAACCAGGGGCCGGUUGUCGGCUGGGGCUCUCCGUACAUCAUCGUGCUUCUCAUUGUGAGUGUUGCGCUGAUCGUUGGUUUUUUCUAUCUUGAGCUCAGGGUCGUUCAGCACCCGCUCUUGCCCCGGGAGAUCUUCACGCUUCGAAUUGGGUUGGUGCUUCUGUGCAUGUCGUUGGGCUGGGGCUCGUUUGGCAUAUGGCAGUAUUACUACUGGAGCUUUCUCUUGAACUUGCGAGAGUACACGCCCAUCGCCGCUGCUCUCACGUACCUCCCCCUCCUUAUUUUGGGAGUCGCUGCUGCGCUCUUGGUUGGCUUUUUCAUCAGCAAGCACAGGGCGCCGUAUAUCAUGUUUGCCUCGAUGAUGGGCUUCAUGCUCGGGUCCACGAUUCUCUCGAUCAGCCCCGUGCAGCAGACGUUCUGGAGAUUGACGUUUGCGCAGAUGUUCUUUCUUGCGUGGGGCAUGGACUGUUCGUUCCCGGCGGCCUCGUUGAUCUUGUCCGACUUCUUGCCCUCGGAACACCAGGGCAUGGCAGGCCUGUUGGUCAAUACCGUGGUGAACUACUCCGUGUCUUUGUUUUUGGCAAUGUCCAGUACGGUGGAGGUCCAGGUCAAGGAGAAGACUGGCGACAUGCUACCGAGCUACCGAGGCGCCAUGUACCUUGGCGUAGGCGUCAGUGCUUUGGCGGUGGUUUUUUCGGUAGUGUUUGUGAUAACGGAGGCCCGGAGCCACAAGCGGGAGGCUAAAGUUGAAAAAAGUUGA